Messenger RNA from Penicillium robsamsonii, 1302 nucleotides. RefSeq names its product DUF3844 domain-containing protein. Lineage: Eukaryota; Fungi; Ascomycota; Eurotiomycetes; Eurotiales; Aspergillaceae. The coding region runs from base 1 to 1302 and encodes 433 amino acids. Gene Ontology annotation, cellular component: endoplasmic reticulum. The transcript has 3 exons. The record is from RefSeq and is a predicted model, not a curated record.
AUGCGCUGGGUGUCCGCCUUCCUUGCCCUGGGAUUAACAGGUGCAUUGCAAGCAACUGCACUGGACGCUACGAUCUUCACGUUUCCUCCCAAGUCUGCAACCUCUUCAACUAUUAAUCCCCAACAACAAACAAUAUCAGAAGAUGAGGCCCGGCUUGUCUUGGAGCUUCGCAUGAAGUCCUCUGUGGCAUCGGUCCUCGGAACUGUGAAUGCAGAUACCGUGAACCACUUGAAUCAAUUUGCUCAAGAUGAUCUCACUCUCUUUGGGGGAGCUACUGGGGGUUUUGUUCCUAAGAAGAGCAUUCUUAUUCUGGAAGGGGUCAACCAGGAAGUUGCCCUAGUCAUGCAAAAAGCCCAACCAAACCACCUCCAUGUUCCGCAAAUUUCCUCGCCGUUUAUCGGGUUUGACCUCCUGGAAUCAUUCAUCGAAAGCAGCCCCACUUCAAAAGAGGACCGUGGACAAUUCUGUACAUACUUCAACGAUGCCAGCAGCGCUGCAUCAUCGACAUCCCAGGUAACAAAGCCGAAUUUCAAUGAUCCUCAUGUUCCCUCGCUAAUCUUUCAGUUACAUCAGACUCCUAAGGAAUGCUUAUCCAAGAACCCCAUGUUUGCUGAUGGGUCUGAUUUGCUUACCCGUGACUUCCUUACACUGGUUGAUUCAGUGGAAUCUUGGAUAAGCAAGGAUCACAAGGAUUCAGCUUUGAAGUUGUCCUUUAAGAAAGCUUCUGGUGAUUCCAAGCUCCUAGAGACAUUGCUUCUUCACCUAGCCGAAAUAUCGUCGACCAGCAACCGGGAAAUCACGACAAUCGUUCUACCCCCCGGUGUUAAAUCAGAAGGAUCCAACCCCCGAGGCGCGAGGCAAUCAUUGGCACCAGUCGCUGCCCAACAAAAUGCCUUCAAGAGGUCCACCCCGCAUUCUACAAUCCCGCUGCACUCAACCCUCGCGCCUGUCUGUCAUGUUUCAAACGCCUCGUGUGUCGAAUCUACCAACGACUGUUCCGGGCACGGGUCCUGCUAUCGGAAGUACGGCUCGGGUGUUGAGGGAAGUUCGGGCAAUUGUUAUGCAUGCCAAUGCAAGGAAACUAUUGUUCAGAAUAGCGAUGGCACCACCAAGAAAGUUCGGUGGGGUGGAGCGGCUUGCCAAAAAAGAGACAUCAGCUCACCUUUCUUCCUUGUUGCAGGCGUCAGUCUGCUUGCCAUCCUUCUCGCUGGCAGUGCGAUUGGAAUGCUUUUCAGCAUGGGCUCACAGGAGCUACCUAGUGUCAUCAGCGCUGGUGUAGGAGGUCCUAAGUCUCAGAUGUGA